Messenger RNA from Engraulis encrasicolus (European anchovy), 1633 nucleotides. RefSeq names its product protein disulfide-isomerase A3-like. Gene Ontology annotation, molecular function: protein disulfide isomerase activity. The coding region runs from base 66 to 1553 and encodes 495 amino acids. Gene Ontology annotation, biological process: protein folding; response to endoplasmic reticulum stress. Gene Ontology annotation, cellular component: endoplasmic reticulum; cell surface. The record is from RefSeq and is a predicted model, not a curated record. The transcript has 13 exons. Lineage: Eukaryota; Metazoa; Chordata; Actinopteri; Clupeiformes; Engraulidae.
CCGUUCCUUCGUUUACCUUCUGUUUUCCUUAUUUUCCGUUUAUAGAUCGCCGAAUUGAGAUCACUAUGAAACAAACAUGUCUGUACGCCUCCCCAUUCGUUUCAUUCAUUCUCAUCACGACGAUUGCCCAUGUCUCCGCGCGGAGUGCAGUUUUGGAGCUCGGGGAUAUCGACUUCGACUACCUUGCAGCGGAGUAUGAGACCAUGCUAGUGAAGUUCUAUGCGCCUUGGUGUGGCCACUGUAAGAAGCUCGCUCCAGACUUUGAGUUGGCUGCCACCCGCCUCAAAGGACAUGUCGCUCUCGCUAAGGUGGACUGUACCUCCAACACACAGACAUGUGGUCGCUUUGGAGUUACAGGGUACCCCACUCUCAAAAUCUUUCGCAACGGCGAGGAGUCCUCGGCCUACGAUGGACCUCGCACUGCAGAUGGCAUUGUGAAGUACAUGAAGAAGAAUGCAGGCCCCAACUCUUACACGCUGCCUACUGAGCAAGCCGUUGAUGCCUUCAUUGACAACUUUGAUGCCAGCGUAGUAGGCUUCUUCUCCGGCCAUGCCAGUGCCCAGCUUGCAGAGUUCCUGAAGGCGGCCGCGGCCAUGAGGGACACCUACCGCUUCGGGCACACCACCGACCUGCAGCUGGGACUCAAACACGGCCUGCAGACCGAGGGUGUGGUGCUGUUCCGGCCGCCGCGUCUCAGCAGCAUGUUUGAGGAGAGCACCGUGAAGUUCACCGACGCCAUCAACUCCGCAUCACUACGACGCUUCAUCAGGGACAACAUAUUUGGGAUGUGUCCUCACAUGACUCCGGAGAAUAAGGAGCGCUUGAGGCAGAGGGACCUCCUGACCGCCUACUAUGACCUGGACUACAGACGCAACCCCAGGGGCUCCAACUACUGGAGAAACAGGGUGAUGAAGGUGGGAUCUCCGUUUUUGUCGGAGGGGUUGACGUUCGCCGUGGCCAAUCGCAAAGACUUCCAGGACGAGCUUGAAGAGGACUUUGGUCUGGGCACGUCGGACGGAGGGGACCUGCCAUUCGUCACGCUACGCACACGGCAGGGACACAAGUACUCCAUGAGGGAGGAGUUCACGAGAGAUGGCAAGUCGUUGGAGAGGUUCCUGCAGGACUAUUUCGCCGGGAGACUGAAGAGAUAUGUCAAGUCUGAACCUGUGCCAUCCACCAACUGGGGGCCUGUUAAGGUGGUCGUGGCCGAUAGCUUUAAUGAGCUGGUGAAUGAUCCAGACAAGGACGUCCUGAUCGAGUUCUACGCCCCCUGGUGCGCACACUGCAAGAAGAUGGAGCCCAAAUACAUAGAGCUGGCCGAACAGCUGGCUAGUGACUCCAACAUUGUGAUUGCGAAAAUGGACGCCACAGCCAAUGACCUGCCACCGGGCUACGAUGUGCCUGGGUAUCCCACCAUCUACCUGGCUGCAAAGGGGAAGAAGGCUGAUCCAAGGCGAUAUGAUGGGCCUCGCGAGGUGAAGGACAUGCUGAAUUUCCUGAAGAAGGAGGCCUCCCACACUCCCUCUCUCCACGGCAAUAAGCAGGAACUGUAGACGCUGUAGACCAGGACCGGAUCAAGAUGGCCUCCGCACAUCGCCUCCGACAGCACUGCGGAGCACUUUCGCUUCCGACA